AUGUCGGAUUCUCAGACGGUGCCGGCUGUGACGGCGUCACUUUUCGUCGGCGACCUUCACUCCGACGUAACCACUGAUCAACUCUAUGCGGCAUUUUCGGAAUUCAAGAGCCUCGCUUCCGUUCACAUCUGUAAAGACUCGGUCACAGGGAAGUCCCUCUGUUACGGUUACGUCAACCUCACCUCUCGUCAAGAAGCAAUUUGUGCUAUCGAGCUGAAGAACAAUUCUUUACUCAAUGGAAAAGUGAUAAGGGUCAUGUGGUCAAGUCGUGAUGUAAGGAAAAGUGGCAAAGGGAAUGUGUUUGUUAAGAACUUAGCAGAAUCGAUAGAUAAUGUGGGACUGCAUGAUUUAUUUCAAGAAUAUGGGAAUAUUUUGUCUAGCAAAAUUGUCAUGUCUGAAGAUGGGAAGAGCAAAGGGUUUGGUUAUAUCCAGUUUGAUUCAGAGGAGUCUGCAAAUGAUGCUAUCCAGAAAAUGAAUGGCUCUACUGUGAGAGAUAAGCAGAUAUUUGUUGGGAAAUUUAUCAGAAAAAGUGAGCGCUCUUUUGCUGACCCUGAUGCCAUAUAUACAAACUUGUACGUUAAGAAUUUGGACCCAGUUAUUACCGAAGCACAUCUUAAAGAAAAGUUCUCCUCUUUUGGAAAAAUUAUUAGCUUGGCUAUUGCAAAGGAUGACAAGGGGUUGUCAAAAGGGUUUGGAUUUAUAAACUAUGAAAACCCGGAUGAUGCAAGACGAGCAACGGAAGCAAUGAAUGGAACACAAUUUGGUUCAAAGAACUUGUAUGUUGCAAGGGCACAAAAAAAGGUUGAACGUGAGAAGAUCUUGCAUCAGUGGUUUGUGGAAAGAUGCAUGGAGAAAAACUUAAAAUACAAGGGAUCAAACAUUUAUGUGAAGAACAUUGAUGAUAGUGUUAGUGACGAAAAACUAAGGGGUCAGUUUAGUGCAUGUGGCACAAUAACUUCUGCAAAAGUUAUGCGAGAUGAGAAAGGAAAAAGCAAAGGGUUUGGGUUUGUCUGUUUCUCUACCCUGGAUGAGGCUGUUAAGGCUGUAAACAGUUUUCAUGGGCGCAUGUUCCAUGGAAAACCACUGUAUGUUGCUUUUGCUCAGAGGAAAGAUGUUAGGCAAAGCCUAUUGCAGCUCCAGCAUACUCAAAAACCAGCCGGAUUAGCUGGACCUUCCACUGCUGUUACCCCCGGUGCACUUUCUCCUAUCAUCCACACCGGUGUUGUUUAUCAUCACCCUAUGGGUUCUACAGCAUUUUAUCAUUCAUCGGGUUCUAUUAUUUCCAACAAAGCUACUACGCAGCAAUGGAAAAACAUGAGCUGGAUGAUUGGCAAUACAGAUUCAAAAGAGUCAAGUACUCAUUCAGGACAAGCAAAGCAUGUGGCCAGUGGAUGGCAGCAGCAGGAGAUGGAAGAACAAUCUGGAAUUUCACCUGCCAUGCAGUUUCUUGAUCAGAGGACCCAUGUUUCUGGCCAGGACGUACUUCAUUCAGAUUCUAUUUUAGCCAAGGUUUCUAUCAUCUGA
This is a messenger RNA of Lathyrus sativus (Indian pea), 1524 nucleotides long. Lineage: Eukaryota; Viridiplantae; Streptophyta; Magnoliopsida; Fabales; Fabaceae. The record is from the annotation of a GenBank genome assembly.